AUGGAGGACAUUGAGACGCACUUGGCCUCCUUCCGACUGGCCGUCAAGGAGGCUGGCGACAGCGUUCGUCAGCUGAAGGCCGACAAGGCGCCGAAGAUUGAUGUCGACCGCGCUGUCACGAUUCUGAAGGCCCGCAAGAAGGAGCUGGAGGAAGCGGAAAUUCGGCUGGCCCCGAAGGAGAUUGACCGCGGGAAGUUGGAGACCCUGCUGAAGCAACGUUUCUUCUACGAUCAGUCAUUCCAGAUUUACGGUGGUGUCACCGGCUUGUACGAUUUCGGUCCGAUGGGCUGUGCGCUGAAGCAGAACAUGCUAAAUGAAUGGCGCAAGCACUUCAUCCUGGAGGAAGGGAUGCUCGAAGUCGAUUGCACAUCGCUUACCCCGGAGGUUGUCUUGAAGGCGUCUGGCCACGUUGACCGAUUCGCCGACUGGAUGGUCAAGGAUUUGAAAACCGGCGACCCGCACCGUUGCGAUCAUUUGAUCAAGAACGCCGCCGAAGCUAUGAUUGCAAGCAAGAAGACGCCCGAACCGGUGAAGGAAGAGCUGCGCGAGAUUUUGGCGCGCCUUGACGGAUUCGACAACAACGAUAUGCAAGCCGUCCUCGUGAAGUACAACAUGAAGUCACCCGCCGGCAAUGAUCUCACUGAGCCUAUCGCGUUUAAUUUGAUGUUCCCCACCCAGAUAGGCCCAACUGGUGAUCAGCGUGCGUUCCUCCGCCCGGAAACCGCCCAGGGUAUCUUUGUCAACUUCAAGCGCCUGCUCGAGUUCAACAUGGGCCGUGUCCCGUUCGCUGCCGCCCAGAUCGGCAACGGCUUCCGCAAUGAGAUAUCUCCCCGCCAGGGUCUAAUCCGCGUCCGCGAGUUCACCAUGUGCGAGAUCGAGCACUUUGUCGACCCCACCGACAAAUCUUGCGCCAAAUUUGCCAAGGUUCGCAAUUAUGUGCUCACCCUUUUCACCGCCAACGAUCAGAUGAACGGUUCGGCCCCAAUCCAGAUUCCGAUUGGUGAAGCCGUCGAUAAGAAAAUUGUCGAUAACGAAACGCUUGGCUACUAUAUGGCCCGCUGCCAUAUGUAUCUGCUGAAGGUCGGUGUCGACUCGAAACGCCUCCGUUUCCGCCAGCACAUGGAUAACGAGAUGGCCCAUUAUGCUCAGGACUGCUGGGAUGCCGAAAUCAAGACCAGCUACGGCUGGAUCGAGUGUGUGGGUAACGCCGAUCGCGCGUGCUACGACCUGAAGCAGCACAGCCUGUGCGCCAAGACGGAGCUGGUGGCCCAAAAGGAUUUGCCCGAGCCCAAAUUUAUCGACACAUGCGAGGCCGUGACCAACAUGCCGAUAAUCGGCAAGACACAUAGGAAAAAUGCGCAAAAGAUUCACGAACAUCUCUCGAAGCUGUCGUUCGAGCAGGCCGUUGCACACAGCAAAGAAUUGGAAGCAAAUGGCAAGCUGACGAUCACCGUUGAUGGCGAAUCUUUCGAGCUGUCCAAGGAGAUGCUCUCGUUUUCGCGUGAAGAGAAAAAGAUCUGCAUCGAAGAAUUCACGCCCUCGGUCAUUGAGCCGUCCUACGGUAUCGGGCGCAUUAUGUAUGCCGUGCUGGAGCAUGCAUUCCGCCAGCGCGAAGGUGAUGAGCAGCGUCAGUUCUUGGCCCUUCCGCCGAUCGUCGCCCCCAUCAAGUGCUCGAUUCUGCCGAUAUCCGCCCAGACGCAGCUGGUCGAGAUAAUCGAGGCCGUCAAGGACAACUUGCGUGCCCAUGAGCUGUCCUUCCGCGUGGAUGACUCGGCUGGUUCGAUCGGUCGGCGCUACGCCCGUACCGACGAGAUCGGCAUCCCGUUCGGUGUGACCGUCGACUUUGAGAGCGAGAAGCUUCCCUGGACUGUCACCCUGCGUCACGCCGAGUCCUUGAGGCAAAUUCGUCUAAAGGUCGAGGAGGUCGGCGAGACGGUCGAAGCUCUGGUGCGCGGGCGUUUGAGCUGGGAGCAGGCCGAGGAUCAAUCAACAUUCCUCGAGGUCCAAAAAGCCUAUCCCACCAUCACGCGCGAGCGCAUCGGGCGUGCCAUCUGUCAGCUGCGCCGCGACUUCGGCAAGUGGUUCACCACCCGCCACGGCGGAAACCUGCUCGACCAACUCGCCGGCGUCGUUGACGAUCAGCUGUCGAAUUCUGAUGGCGACGCGGUGCACCUUGGCUCUGGGAUGCCGUCGGUGUUGGUGCACGGGGAUCUGUGGACGAACAACUUGCUGUGGGCGCUGAACGGGCAGCGGGGGGACACCGAUCAACUGUUGGCUAUCAUCGAUUGGCAGAAUGUGCACGCGGGUAACGUGGCCGAGGACUUUGUACGUCUACUCGGCUCCUCGUGCUCCCCACGGUUGCGUCGUGGCGGGUUGCACCGUUUCGUCUCGCACUAUCUUUCCUGUCUAUCGCUGGAGAUGAGGCGCAAGGGGCAUUUCGCGCUCCCCUACACGCAUCAACAGAUCGUCGCCGCGUAUGAGAAGAUGUUUGGGCAGGGUUUUAGGCUAGAAAAU
Messenger RNA from Mesorhabditis spiculigera, 2514 nucleotides. Lineage: Eukaryota; Metazoa; Nematoda; Chromadorea; Rhabditida; Rhabditidae. The record is from the annotation of a GenBank genome assembly.